Aspergillus bombycis is the source of this 405-nucleotide messenger RNA. RefSeq names its product alpha/beta hydrolase. NCBI's taxonomy places the organism in Eukaryota, Fungi, Ascomycota, Eurotiomycetes, Eurotiales, Aspergillaceae. The transcript has 2 exons. The record is from RefSeq and is a predicted model, not a curated record. The coding region runs from base 1 to 405 and encodes 134 amino acids.
AUGACCCGAGUGGGCAACCGAUUAGAUGUGAUGUGUUUGAUUCUCAUCCUGAGCAGCACCAAGGCCAACGGCCACUGGAGAAGGAAAACCGCUAAUGUAGCUAUCACCUUCUUGAUAGCUCUUAUGAUCCAUGGCGGCGGCUUCGUGAUAGGGUCCAAGGCUUUAAUUCCUCCCUUUCAGAUCGGAAAAUUAGUCGAUGAAGGCUUUGUUGUCGUUUGCCCAGACUAUCGACUGUGUCCAACAAUCAAUGUGCAUGAUGGCCCCCUGGCCGACGUGAGAGAUGCAUAUAGCUGGAUUCAGGAGGAACUUCCACGUCUCGUCCCCGACGUGCUGAUCGACCGUCAGCGAAUUGUCGCGAUAGGGUAUUCCGCUGGGGGUACCCUGGCGUUGUUACUAGUCAGUUGA